Gossypium arboreum is the source of this 918-nucleotide messenger RNA. RefSeq lists its product as uncharacterized. Gene Ontology annotation, molecular function: carbon-sulfur lyase activity. The transcript is spliced from 2 exons. Lineage: Eukaryota; Viridiplantae; Streptophyta; Magnoliopsida; Malvales; Malvaceae. The coding region runs from base 223 to 642 and encodes 139 amino acids. The record is from RefSeq and is a predicted model, not a curated record.
AAUUUGGGGCAACAGCAAGCAAAAAAAUCCACUCAAUUGAAGAACACCAGAUCAUAUAAUUGCUAAUCGAUCUCUCAGUACUGAUUCAGAUUUCCUGAAUCGAAAGCAAGUAAUUUUCAAAGGAGCUUGUGCAACACAGGAUAUGCUAUUGCAUUUGAGCUGAGUUAUCUACUACGGAAUCAGCUUUAGAAUAAAGUUUCACUUGCCCUGGUUGUUGUUGGCAUGGAAUCCGAGUUAGUACUGCACAAUGGCGGUUGCCACUGUAAGAAAGUAAGAUGGAAAGUCCAAGCACCUAUUAGUAUUAUUGCUUGGAAAUGCAACUGUUCUGACUGCUCCAUGAGAGGGAACGUUCACUUUGUUGUCCCGCGUCAAAGGUUCGAGCUUUUGGGUGAUUCGAACCAGUUCAUUACUACGUACACUUUUGGAACUCACACCGCCAAACAUACAUUCUGUAAGGUUUGUGGAAUAACUUCAUUCUAUACACCACGGUCGAACCCCGAUGGCAUUGCUGUGACACUCGCGUGUUUAGACCCUGGGACACUUUCCCAUGUCGAGAUUCGGCAUGCUGAUGGCAAGAAUUGGGAGGACUUCUUCCAUCGGAGCGGCAUUGCUUUACAAUCCAAAAUCCAUUCCUCUCAGUAGCUGGGAAUAUACCCCAACUCUGGUGGAGUUACCAAUGACUCCUCGCCAGAGAGGAUUGCAUUAAUUUGAUUAUCUUUCCGAAAUGCAGUUUAUUAGGUUGUAGUCUAAAACUGCUUGUGCAUUGAGGUAUCAUGGAACUGGAUGCUAUAUAUAUGGUACCUGUGUGUCUCUAUGUGUGUAUGUAUAUAUAAUAUAUAUAUGUGUGAUUUCUAACUUUUGUUCCCAAGUUUGUAGCCAUGAAAAGUUUGGAUGUAAUUGGAGUUUGCUAUGAAUAAA